Brugia pahangi is the source of this 1068-nucleotide messenger RNA. The record is from the annotation of a GenBank genome assembly. Lineage: Eukaryota; Metazoa; Nematoda; Chromadorea; Rhabditida; Onchocercidae.
AUGUCGCUCCAAGGUGUUCCUAAUGCUCCACGCAUGUCUUAUGUCCCUGCACUUCACCCUUUCCCUUUUCCUUCCUUCACGCCAAACACUUUUCCUCCACUGCAUCGAAAUGGAAUUUUAGUACAUUAUAACAGUGAGUGUCCGCCUCAACCCCGAAAGCUAUUUAUUGGUGGUCUGAGUCACGAAACUACAGAUGAGCAGCUUCGACAGUAUUAUUCGCAGUGGGGUACUGUGGUGGACUGUAUAGUUAUCAGGGAUCCACAGACGAAGUACUCACGUGGAUUUGGAUUUGUUACAUUCGCAACCAUACAGAUGGCUGAGGCUGCUAUGGCUGACAGACCUCACACUAUAAACAAUAAGGUGGUUGAUCCAAAGCGCGCUAUACCUCGUGAACAGAUGUCACCCCUCCUUCCUAACCAUCCUCCAUCAUUUCUGGAAAUUGAACCUGAUCCAGGAUGCAAGUUGUCUUUGUCAGGAAUACAUUGGGCAUGGCACACAGUUGACGAUUUACGACAAUAUUUCGACAAUUUCGGGACCGUUGAGCAAGUUGAAAUUUUGGGCAAUCCUAGAGGACUUGGUUUUGUUGUUUUCGAAAACAAGUCUUCAGCGGAUAAGUGUUUGGAACAUGGGAAAAUUCACAUAAUCAAUGGUCAGAAGUGUGAGAUUACUCGCAACCCAAUUGAACAUUCCAUCUAUCAACGCAAUGAUACAUAUGAUGGUAACGAUUCGGAGAUAAUCGAUGAGCAGGCUGAUUCUGCUAGCGCCAGUGGGCAUGAAACACCCGAUGACGGCUCCGUAAAAGCUCUUGAAAAUGGUUUCUCGAACAGUUUGAAUUUCGUCGAAACGGGGAAUGCUUGCACUUCUUGUGAUGUUGAUAUUGCUGAAAAAUUGAAUGCGAAUGAUGGGAAUAAGAAAGUUAUCAAAUUGUCGAAAAUAGAAAAAGAAGAUGUAAAUUCAAACUCUAUCAAAGAGAUGGGAGAUAAAAAGGAUGCGAACGAUAAGCGUAACAAAAAGAUUCCAAUAUUGAAAACUGAUAAGAAGAAAAUUAAGAAAGCAAGCAAAAAUUAA